UUUCUUCAUAUGAUUUUCUUCGUAUUGUGUCUAUGCCGGGUGAUUCUGAAUAGUGAAAACAGGGCAAACAUAACAUUCAUUUCCGUUAUCGUUUUCCAAUUGAAUGAUAGUUAUCGUACAUAACUGUUUUGUCAGUUUCUUUUAUCAGUUAUGGAAACGGAAUCUGACUAAUAUAAACCCGUCGUUAUAACGCAAGAAAACGAAGCAACGAGGAAACAACAGUUACGUACCUCAUUCGUUCUCCUUUGCGCUCAAAAUUGGCAAAAUCAAACACCUUCAUUGAUUGACUCUCUGACUCGCUCAGAAUGGCCGCGUUUUCCAUCAACAGCGAUUCCCAUUCCAGCUCCCUUCCAGAUUAUGCUGAGAUUGUUGUGGUGCGUCAUGGUGAAACAGCUUGGAAUGCUAAUGGAAAAAUCCAGGGACACCUUGAUAUUGAAUUAAAUGAAGCUGGAAGAGAGCAAGCAGUUGCAGUGGGCGAUAGACUAUCUAGGGAAUCGAAGGUCUGUGUUAUAUAUACUUCUGACUUGCAACGAGCUUUUGAAACUGCACAGAUAAUUGCAUCCAAGUGUGGAGGGCUAGAGGUUAUCAAGGAUUCUGACCUACGGGAAAGACACCUAGGGGAUCUUCAAGGCCAUGUUUUUAAUGAUAUAGCAAAAACUAAUCUUACAGCUUACAAGGCCUUUGUAUCUAAGAAUGAAGAUCAAGAAAUACCAGGUGGUGGAGAAAGUUUUGUUCAGCUUUACGAUCGCUGCACGUCUGCAUUGCUUAGAAUUGGCUUAAAGCAUAAAGGGGAGCGAGUAGUUGUUGUCACUCAUGGAGGAUUCAUCAGAGCACUUCACAGGUGGGCCAGUCCAAAUGGAAGGUCUGCUGGGAAGGUACUCAAUACAAGUGUCAAUGUUUUUCACUUGUAUGGUGAGGACAAAUGCACCUUAAAAGUGUGGGGUGAUGUCAGCCAUCUUAGCAAAACUGGAUUUCUACAGUCUGGUUUUGGGGGUGACAGAACUUCUGGUUAGGCCAUUGUUUCCCAUUAAAGAUAAUAAAUGUUUGAUUAUUUCCCGUCCAAAGUUAACAAAAGAUUCAGGAAGAAGAGUGGAAAGGGAUAUUAAGAGGUGAUGAUAAUUAUUAUUUUGACCUCAAUUUUAUAUUUGGUGCUUGUUAUGGUACUUCUAAACUUGGCGGGACAUUAAAUACUCUUUUUAGAUUAUAUUAAAAUAUUAAAGGAUAUUUAUGUCUUUUUCAAAUACACUACUAACUCUACUGCUAAAAUCAGUAGUUAUAAUUAUUUCACGUUUACAAGAGUAUAAUAGAAUACUCUCUCAUUUCUCAGU
Abrus precatorius (Indian licorice) is the source of this 1328-nucleotide messenger RNA. Its product is annotated as phosphoglycerate mutase-like protein 4. The transcript is spliced from 7 exons. Gene Ontology annotation, molecular function: phosphatase activity. Gene Ontology annotation, cellular component: cytosol; cytoplasm. The record is from RefSeq and is a predicted model, not a curated record. The coding region runs from base 306 to 1013 and encodes 235 amino acids. NCBI's taxonomy places the organism in Eukaryota, Viridiplantae, Streptophyta, Magnoliopsida, Fabales, Fabaceae.